UACGACAUGCGGGGGUGGGGCGGGGCGGGGGGAGGGGCAAUCUGCACCUGCGCUAGGCGCGAGACUCUGGGCGUGAGCCCUUCCCCUCCCCCUGCUCCUCCCCCUCCAGAGCUUUAGCCCGUGGCACCAUGCGCGCGGAGCGCUGGGAGCCGUUGUUGGCCUGACCACUGGAGCCCUUUCCUGCACAGAUGACAGCUCAACGGCGGGCCAGGGCCACGGGCGUGGAGGGCCCGCCUUUGGGCGGGCUAGAUAGGCCCCGAAAUCACGAAUACCCUCAGAAGAGCAUCGCCCCCUGAAAUCCGGCUUUUCCCACCGCCUUAACCACCAGACGCCCUGCUGGCAUUCUGUUACUUGAGCCCAAACAACCUCGAACAGGAAGAAUAAGAACCUACCAUCUAAACUUUGGAAGAUACAUAAAAAGCAAAAUGAAGUCAUCAAAAGCUAAAAUUGCACCUUUUUCUUUAGGCGUGGAAAAUCCAGGAUUAGCUUCUAAAAAAGUUUCAACUAUUUCAGCAGCAUUGUCUAAAGCAAGGAAAAAAAGUAACACAAAAUUUAAUAAUGAAAGUGAAUUAAUGUUCCUUGCUCCUCCACCUGUAGGAGAGUCAAUGCUAAAGUAUGCCAUUGCUAUUCCAUCUGAAAAUGCACAGAAUGCUCUAGGUGAUGAGCAAAUUGUUAGGCAAGUUGCUAAUCAUCUUAAGGAGAUUUCUUCUUCUUUAGAAAAAGCUUAUGGAUUUGACACUGAAAAAGAUCGAUUAGCAGAGAGAGUACCAAGGCCAGAAGGAGAAGAAAGUACACCUACAGAAGCAGAAGAUAUGACUUCAUUCUUGUUAUCAUGUACAUCACUUGCAAAACAGCUUGAAGAAGCAGUUAAAGAAGAACAACAGAUAUUGGAAUCUGUUUUUAAGUGGUUUCAAAAAGAGGUCUAUCAUGUAGAAGAGUUAGUAAAAGAACAAAAUGUUCCAGACUGGGAGCUUCCUUUGCCAGAUAAAGCAGUAUCUUCAAGUAUUUUCCAAGUGAUAGAACGUUUGCAAAAACUUGAACAAUUAAGGAAUCGCCUUAGUACAGUGCCGACGGCCACCCGAAGAGCUGUAGCUGCGAAACAUAAGCUGGACAGCCAAUCAGAAACAGCCCAGAUUUAUGAAGAUGUAAAGAAGAUGAUUGAAGACUUUGGUGCAAAUUUUCAAAAUGAUGAGUUCGUAGAAAACAUCAUGAACAUUGCAGAUAUUGUGUUUUUACCAGAAUCUACUGAAUUAAAGGAUCUUCAGUUUCAAGAAAUGUUUAAAAUAUUUGAAAAACAGGCAAUUAAGUUGCAUCGAAUGAUGAAUGAACUAGAUAAUCUUGAGCUUAAAUACAAGUUGAUUCAAAAUGAUUUAGAUUUAGUAACAGAGGAAAGAAUGAUAUUAGAGAAUGAACUCAAAAAAAUUAAAGGUCCAGAAAAAACAGAGCAAUUGCUACAGAGAGAAAAGAUACUCUUGGAGUUACAAAAGAAAAAAUUAGAAAAAAAAGCAUCCAGAGACUCAAGACUUGGAGAUCUAGAGAGAAUCAGCACAGACUUCAGUAUGGCUUCUAGUGGCUCACUUUCCCAGUCUUUGGAAGGUCAAAAUGCUUCAGCCUUGUUGGAUGUUCCAUCUAAGAGCAGCAAAGAACAGAUGCAGAAAGGAAAGAAACCAGAAGUUUAUGGGCAAAGCUCUUCGAAGAGAUCUCUUAUUUUAACAAGUUCCGAUGCUGUUAAAUUAAAGGAAGAAUUGCUUCAAGCUCAGAAAGUAGUAAUUUCUCUGGAAAGUGAGAACAAAUUUCUUCAGGAACAAUUGAAAGAUGCUUUACAGGAAGUUGAAAAAGCCAAGAAAGAUCUUGAAGCAUCACAUGCUGAAAUAGAGAAAGGAAGUAGAAAUGAUAAUGAAAGCAUAGCUUCUGAAAAAAGCAAGAAAGGUAAAAAAGGGAAAGGAGAGUCAAAAAAAGACAAAAAAGCAAAAACAACAAAAUCAUCACAGGCUGCAAAUAUCAAAACAGCAGGAAGAAGCUGAACACUUCAGUCCUUUCAUUUAUAUCCUUCCUCUUCAUUGAUCCUAACAGAAUUUCUGAAAUACUUUGGAAAGUCUUCCAAACCUGCAGAGAGUGGAAGGGAAUGAAAUAAGGAGAGACCCACCUGAAAGAUGCAUGGUGUUGCUGUACAAUAAAGUACAAUUGUUU
This is a messenger RNA of Phascolarctos cinereus (koala), 2190 nucleotides long. RefSeq names its product coiled-coil domain containing 7 (gene CCDC7). The record is from RefSeq and is a predicted model, not a curated record. Lineage: Eukaryota; Metazoa; Chordata; Mammalia; Diprotodontia; Phascolarctidae.